Messenger RNA from Megalops cyprinoides (Indo-Pacific tarpon), 2676 nucleotides. Its product is annotated as transcription factor Sox-10-like. Gene Ontology annotation, cellular component: nucleus. The record is from RefSeq and is a predicted model, not a curated record. The transcript has 3 exons. The coding region runs from base 477 to 1961 and encodes 494 amino acids. Lineage: Eukaryota; Metazoa; Chordata; Actinopteri; Elopiformes; Megalopidae. Gene Ontology annotation, biological process: morphogenesis of an epithelium; peripheral nervous system development; negative regulation of transcription by RNA polymerase II. Gene Ontology annotation, molecular function: DNA-binding transcription factor activity, RNA polymerase II-specific; RNA polymerase II cis-regulatory region sequence-specific DNA binding.
CCUGUAAAUAAUUUUUACAAUAAAGGACAGAAGAGGACAAUAUAUUACUGGAGUCUGAGCCAGAGAGUGAGAGUAAAAGGGAGGAGAGGAGAAAUAAAUAUAGAGAGGUGUAGGCCUACUGCAUCUCACCUGGGAUUGUACUUCUACGAAUGGAAAGACGUUUCACGUGGUGCACCUGCGGAAUUCUGGAACUGAGACAAAGGUUUACAGCUGAGACUGACUGGAAGUUUAUAUAAACUGCACACUGAGAAGAAGAAAUGCCAUAUAUAUCGAAUCAAAUAUUGAAUUUAUAGAAUAACAGAAGUCUACUGCUGUUAGGAAGGAAGUUACUGGAGAUAAGCAGUAACACACAAUACAUAGGUAUACCUAGGAGUUAUUCAUCAGAAUAGGCUAGCUGCACGGAUAUAUUGAUCUGUCUGUCGCUCGACUGAAGAAGGGACUUUUCUUUUGAAACAAGUAAGAAGACAGUAGACGACAUGUCAGGAGAGGAGCAGAGUUUGUCUGAAGUGGAGAUGAGUCCUGGGGCCUCGGACGAUGGUCACUCGCUGUCGCCGGGUCACUCCUCCGGGGCGGCGGGUGGGCGGGACUCACCUCUAUCCGGGCCGCAGGUGCAGAUGUCCGGCGUUGGCGAUGAGGCCGGCGGGGCUUCCGGCGGGAUGGUGGUCAAGUCGGACGACGACGACGACCGCUUCCCCAUCGGCAUCCGUGAGGCGGUCAGCCAGGUGCUGAACGGCUACGACUGGACCCUGGUGCCCAUGCCCGUGCGCGUGAACUCGGGGAACAAGAGCAAGCCCCACGUGAAGCGGCCGAUGAACGCCUUUAUGGUCUGGGCCCAGGCGGCGCGACGCAAGCUGGCCGACCAGUACCCUCACCUGCACAACGCAGAGCUCAGCAAAACGCUGGGAAAACUCUGGAGGCUCCUGAACGAGACCGACAAGAGGCCGUUCAUCGAGGAGGCCGAGAGGCUGCGCAAGCAGCACAAGAAGGACUACCCCGAGUACAAGUACCAGCCGCGGCGCCGCAAGAACGGCAAGCCCGGGUCCAGCUCCGAGGGCGACGCCCACUCCGAGGGCGAGGUCAGCCACAGCCAGUCGCACUACAAGAGCCUCCACCUGGAUGUGGCCCACACUGGGGGGGCGGGGUCACCGCUGGCCGACGGACAUCACCCCCACUCGGCAGGCCAGAGCCACAGCCCGCCCACUCCCCCCACGACCCCCAAGACCGAACUGCAGUCUGGGAAAUCAGCGGAGGGGAAGAGAGAUGGCAGUGGCGCUGGGGGGUCCCGGGGAGGGCUGGGGGCUGGAGGGGAGGGGGCAUCUGGGUCAGGAGGGAAGCCCCACAUCGAUUUCGGCAACAUGGACAUCGGGGAGAUCAGCCACGAGGUGAUGGCCAACAUGGAGCCGUUUGACGUGAACGAGUUUGACCAGUACCUGCCACCCAACGGGCACCCGGGCGUUGGGCAAGGCGGGGCAGGCGGGGCGGGGUCCUCGGCCUCGCCCUACGCGUAUGGAAUCUCCUCGGCCCUGGCCGCCGCCAGCGGACACUCCGCGGCUUGGCUGUCCAAGCAGCAGCAGCCGCAGCCGCCACACCACCAGUCCCCCUCCCUAGGCGCCGACCCCUCCAAGGCCCAGAUCAAGAGCGAGUCCGGGGCGGGGGCCCACUUCACGGAGGCCGCCUCGGGCGGGUCCCACGUCACCUACACCCCUCUCAGCCUCCCCCAUUACGGCUCUGCCUUCCCCACCUUGGCAUCCAGGGCCCAGUUUGAGUAUGGCGACCAUCAACCCUCCGGUUCCUACUACGCCCACUCGGGCCAGCCCUCGGGCCUGUACUCCGCCUUCUCCUACAUGGGCCCUUCCCAGAGGCCCCUGUACACGGCCAUCACCGACCCCAGCAGCGUGCCUCAGUCGCACAGCCCGCCGCACUGGGAACAGCCUGUCUACACCACCCUCUCCCGCCCCUGAGAGCGGGUGGUGCCCACAGGAACGCAGAUGUAGUCCUGGUUUAGUUUCAGAUUGGGAAGGGGGGGUGUGUCAGUCCCUACGGUCCUUUGUAUUUUUGGGUUUGAUUCAGAAAGACUGGGGAGGGCAGGGGAGUUAAGGUAUAUAUUUAAAGGUUUGGGUCUUUUCUAGGAUAAUACGGGGCGGUGUGUUACCCUUUUCCAUGUGAAGUAGAGGGUUUCAUCCUCCAUUGGAAAUUAAGCUUACACCAAGUUUGAAAAAAUAAGAAUGAAAGUGUACUGUCUUCCCCAGUGUUUUUAGGCAGAAAGAAAGCAGAAAGAAGAAGCAGGGCAGAAAACAAAAUGUUCUAAGAAAGACGCAGUACAUCAAAAAUCUGUCUGUCUACACCUGAGGCAUGAUGUGUAGCAAUAUUGUCAUGAAACUUUUUUAGUGCCAUGCCUUCCACAUGUACUUAUGAGUGUCUCCUCCAUUAAAAAUAUUUAUGGUACAAGUAUUCAUAUUGUCAGACCAAUUUGUCAUUGUUAGGUUUUUUUUAAUGAACACCACCAAAAAGUCUUCAGGCCAAAAAAUGAAAGACCAAGAGAUGAACGUCUUUUCACUAAAAAUACAGUAGUGUAAGCUUUUGUUCUACAUAGAUUAUUCUAGCACAAACACAAGGCAGUUUAAAAUUAAAUUUGUCCAAAUUACAUCUGAUAUGUUGUGCAUAAAUGUACUGUUA